AUGCACCGAACAGGGAACGUGAUUCCGGAGGAGGAGGAGCAACGCAGGUCAGUCUGGGAGAAGAACACGCUGCUGAUCAAGGCCCACAACCUGGAGUAUGAGCAGGGCAUGCACUCCUAUCAGCCGGGCAUGAACCACCUGGGAGACAUGUGGCUGAGAAGACGACCGGCCUGGUGGUUCCUCAGGCCAGACAACAACACCUUCGCUCUCGAUGACAUCGCCACAAAACUGCCCAAGGCUAUCGAUUACCGCCUACUUGGCUACGUCACGCCGGUCAUAAAUCAGGAGGAGGAGGAGCAGCGCAGGUCAGUCUGGGAGAAGAACACGCUGCUGAUCGAGGCCCACAACCUGGAGUAUGAGCAGGGCAUGCACUCCUAUCAGCCGGGCAUGAACCACCUGGGAGACAUGACCGCUGAGGAAGUGGCUGAGAAGAUGACCAGUCUGGUGGUUCCUCAGGCCAGAGAGACCAACAACACCUUCGCUCUCGAUGACAUCGCCACAAAACUGCCCAAGGCCAUCGAUUACCGCCUACUUGGCUUUGUCACGCCGGUCAUAAAUCAGGGACGCUGCGGGUCUUGCUGGGCAUUCAGUGUUUCGGGGGCCAUGGAGGGACUGAUGAAGAGGCAGACGGGCAAGCUGGUCCCCCUCAGCCCCCAGAAUCUGCUGGACUGCAGCAGCAGCUAUGGCAACCUGGGCUGCAACGGUGGCUACCUCUCCAAGACCUUCCGUUACAUCAUCGAGAACAAGGGCAUCGACUCUGACAGCUCCUACCCCUACGAGUCCAGGGAGGGGAAGUGCCGUUACUCGGUACGAGGCAGAGCUGGGUACUGCUGGGGGUUCCAGAUCCUCCGGCGGGGCGACGAGAGGGCACUGCAGGUGGCGGUUGCCAACGUGGGACCCGUUUCUGUGAGCAUCAAUGCCCUGCCAUCCUUCCAAAGCUACAGAGGAGGCGUGUACGAUGACCCCUCGUGCAGCUCAGCGGAGACCAAUCACGCAGUGCUUGUGGUUGGGUAUGGGACGGACAGGGGGAAGGACUUCUGGCUGGUGAAGAACAGCUGGGGAACAGAUUGGGGUGAAAGCGGAUUCGUCCGAAUGGCCAGGAACAGGAAUAACCAGUGUGGAAUUGCUAAUAGGCCCAUGUAUCCCACCAUGUGAAACCAUCAGUGUACCAGACUACGCUAAAGCUAAUCUCAGGCUGUUAAUCACCUCUUAAUCUUAAUUUAGACAACAGAAAGCAAACUGCAUGAAAUAUGCAUAUAUCUACAUCAGAUGGGGGCAAUUCUGGUUAUGGAGGGCCGGUGUGUCUGUGCAGGUCUUUGUUUCCACCAGUUACCCUGCUUAAAUGAGCCAACUGGCUGUAUGCGCCAACACUGGUUUCAUGUGUAGAUUAGAUCACAGCGAAAAGUUUUGUGCAGGGACACAAGAACAGACUUAGGUUGUCAUUCGUGCAUGUAUCAAGAAGCGCAGCUAAAAUGUUAAAUUGGGGUAAAUAUUAGAGCUGAUUAAGUCAUUAAGGCCAGAAGCACAGAAACCGAUACGGCCCUCAUUGCCCACCUCUGAUCUGCAUGCUAAUCGCGAUCUUUAUUGAAAUGUAUUCAUAUCUGCACUUUUUGGAAUUGUUUUAAAGAACUCCGUACUUACAGGUCAAGGUUUUUUAAAUGCAUACAAAUAAACAUUGCUUUUGCAAAAUGUUCAUUGUAAAA
Molecule: messenger RNA, 1703 nt
Organism: Anguilla rostrata (American eel)
Lineage: Eukaryota; Metazoa; Chordata; Actinopteri; Anguilliformes; Anguillidae
Product: procathepsin L-like
Exons: 9
Coding region: 1-1155 (384 amino acids)
Biological process (GO): positive regulation of peptidase activity; immune response; positive regulation of apoptotic signaling pathway
Cellular component (GO): lysosome
Molecular function (GO): cysteine-type endopeptidase activity; cysteine-type endopeptidase activator activity involved in apoptotic process
Source: RefSeq, a predicted model, not a curated record